Arabidopsis thaliana (thale cress) is the source of this 526-nucleotide messenger RNA. RefSeq lists its product as uncharacterized. The record is from RefSeq and is marked reviewed. Bases 227 to 460 code for a protein of 77 amino acids. The transcript is spliced from 3 exons. Lineage: Eukaryota; Viridiplantae; Streptophyta; Magnoliopsida; Brassicales; Brassicaceae.
AUACCCAUGCUCAGCAUAAACGGGUUGUCGUUGUCUUAAUAUUGGGUUUGGGCUACUGCAUACGUUGGGCUUCUGGCCCAAAGUCAACUAAUCUUGGAAUGAUGUUUUUUGGGGCUAUAUAAGAUGGGUAGGGUACGGAACACACAAUCUACUUUUGAGUUCUCUGGAGCAGCUUUGGUCUUUUCUCUCUUCAGUUACAGCUCGCGAUCCAGAUCCAUAUCCAGUCAUGGCGGGUGUAGUAGCAAGAAUUGUGGAAAAGUUUGGUAAACGUGAUAUUUGGUAUCGAAUAUCGUUGAUAUCAAUUCCAGUCUCUAGUGUCCUAAUAGUACUAGGGAAUAUGGAGCUUGCUCGUAUCAGAGAGGAGAAGAAGCUUUUGAAGGAGAGGUUUGAUCAACUGAGGGCUAGAGGAAUAAUCAGAGAUCAAGUGUACUCCGGAGAGUCAAUGUCACCACCUCCCUGAGUGAACGUGAACCAUAUGAUGUUUUUUUAGUCUUUCACACAUGUUUAAUCAAUCCAAACGCAUUCU